CGAGCGCGAUGCGGUGCCCGUUUCCACCAUGGCCGCCCGGUCGCGCCCGGCGCGGCGCUGCGUCACUUCCGCCGCGCUGCCGGAAGUUCCUGUGGGAGCGCGUCGGGGGGAGCCGCGAGGAGCGCGCGCGCCGGGCCGCGGGAGAGGUGCCAGUGUCGACCCCUCUCGGUGUAUGUGUGGUAACAACAUGUCUGUCCCCCUCCUCGCCGACGCUGUCACCGUGUCAGGGGCAGAGCGGGAGACCGCCGCGGUCAUUUUCCUCCAUGGCCUUGGAGACACGGGGCACAGCUGGGCCGAUGCUCUCUCCUCCAUCCGCCUCCCCUACGUGAAGUACAUCUGCCCUCACGCGCCCCGGAUCCCGGUGACCCUCAACAUGAAGAUGGUCAUGCCCUCCUGGUUUGACCUGAUGGGAUUGACUCCGGAUGCACCCGAGGAUGAAGCUGGGAUCAAGAAAGCUGCAGAAAACAUUAAAGCAAUCAUUGAGCACGAGAUGAAGAACGGGAUCCCCCCCAACCGCAUCAUCCUGGGGGGCUUCUCACAGGGCGGUGCCUUGUCGCUGUACACGGCUCUCACCUGCCAGCACCAGCUGGCCGGGAUCGUGGCGCUCAGCUGCUGGCUCCCGCUGCACAAGGCCUUCCCACAGGCGGCGAACAACGGCGUGAACAAGGACAUUGCCAUCCUGCAGUGCCACGGGGAGCUGGACCCCAUGAUCCCCGUGCGCUUCGGGGCCCUCACUGCCGAGAAGCUCAAGUCUGUCGUCACCCCCACCAAGGUGCAGUUCAAAACCUUCCCUGGAGUGAUGCACAGUUCCUGUCCUCAGGAGAUGAUGGCGGUGAAGGAGUUCAUCGAGAAGCUGCUGCCCCGGAUCUGAGCCGAGCCCCUCGGGACUGUCGCAGGGGAGGGUGCCGAGGUCACCGCCGCCCGUGUGUCCCUGUGACCCGCCCGCUGCGAACGGAAGCCAUGGCCCCCCCAGCGCACCUCCCGCCACACCUGCCCGCGCCCUCGCACCGCGUCCCCUCCGGCCGGGGGUGCCCGGCUCUCCCGCUGCUCCCGCAGCCCACACCGGAGCUGGCUAAGGCGAGCCUGGGAGUGGCCUUUUCUCUCCUGCUCUGGCUCCGAGCGCUUCCCGGGGGAAGGUCACCGUCCCCUCGGCGCCCCGCGGAGCUGGCCCGGCGCGGGUGAGGUUUUCCUGUUGGGUUUGGGGUUUUUGUACCAGUAUUAGGGGCGGGACGUGCCCGGCUGCGGUGGGAGGAGCGGGGCGGGGCGGGGGCACCCCUGGGGCUCGGAGCUGUGCCCUCGGUGGCCGCUCCCGGCCUCCGCUCAGGCGAUUCACGGGUUUUCAGUCGGAGCUCAGGAACCCGGGACUCCCCUGCGGACCCCUGCAGGCCCCGGGGCAGGCUCUGCCCUGGGCUGGCACCGCCAAAGGCUGCCCGGGGCCGGCAGGGAGGGUCGGUGCAGCUCCCGCACCUCCCGCACGGCCCCGCCUGUCACACACGCACACUCCCCUCAGCCAUCGGCCUGGGGCAGCUCUGCCCUCCUGAGAUAAUCACCUCCUUCCUCCUGCUCCUCCUCCUCUUGUUGCUUUUACAAUCUCCAUCCCAGAGGCAUCUCCCCCCCUCCCAGCCCAGCUCUGCACCCUGGGAGCCCCAAAGCUUCGUUUACACUCAUGGAGCCACCGGCCCCGUCUUCAAUGUCUUCUCUUGCUGCUACUCGUCCUUCCCUUUGGACUUGGGCUGGCUCGGGGAAGGGGCAGUCCCUGGCCCCGGGUUUGGCUCCUGGUGCAGCUGGAAGGAGCAGCUUUGCUCCCAGCCAUCAUCUGACCAGCAUCUGAGCCCGGGUGCUGCUGUGCCCCACCCUCUGUGCCCCCGGGGGUCUCCCUGCUCCCAGGACUGGGGGCUCCUCCUGCCCCCCUCAUGUACAAUCACCUGUGGCUUGUCCCCUCCCGACUGCUGGCAUCGUGCUGGGGCCCCGAAUGUCUCCUCUGGGGGGGCUCCUGGCUGACCCUCCCCUCUCACAGGGCCCAGGGCAGUGGCUGUGGAGCAGCUCUGCCCUCACCCCCUCUUCCCCCGGGCUGAGCCCCCACUUGGGGCUGAUCAUGGCUUUUAAAACACCCCCACAUUCCCCAGGCUGGCCCUGCUCCCCCUGCCCUGCCCCAGGGAGCCUCUGCCCGGUGCCUGGGGGCCAGGGAGGUGAGGGCUGCCCUGGGGGGCUCUGGGGGGGCUCAGCCCCAGCAGUUCUGCUGCAGCCCUGCCCUUCCUGCCUGGGCUGUGCAAAGCAAUAACUGCCCUCUGGAGAGUGCAUCGUGGGGCCCACCCUGGCUGGGCUCUGGCCUUGGGGGUUUUAAUUUUUGCUCUUUUUAGGAAGUCUGAAAGCAGCAGAGCUGCUGCUGGCACCGGGGGCAGCCCAGCUCUGCCCCUGCCCUGGGCUCUGCCCUGCUGGCUCUUCUAUGCUGUGUUUUAGUGCUGCUGUGCCUCUGCCCCCCAGGCCUGGCUGGGGGCAUGAGAGGGUGGCAGGGGUGGGAUGGCAUCUCUCUGGGGUCACCAGGAGCUGGUGAUGGACAGACUGACCUGUGUGACUGUGAACUGGAACCGUGUGUGACGGGGGGCCCGGGACCAUCCCUGUGCAGAGCAUUCCUGCUCACUCCCUGCCCGAGCAGUGCCAGGAACCCGGGAGGGAGAAUGGCUUCUCUCCAUUCCUCAAUACAGCUUUGGGUUUUUUUCUUCUGUUUUUAUUUUCUUUUGGGUUUUUUUUUUGGUUGUUGUUUUUAUUCUCUCUCUUGUCUUCCUUGUACAUGUCUGGGUUUUUUUUUUUUUUUUUGUGUGUGUGUGUGUGUGUGCGUUCCACAGAGACUCAAGGUGAAAUAAAUCCUCAACUUAUCCUGGA
Messenger RNA from Haemorhous mexicanus (house finch), 2883 nucleotides. RefSeq names its product lysophospholipase 2 (gene LYPLA2). The coding region runs from base 29 to 871 and encodes 280 amino acids. Gene Ontology annotation, cellular component: cytoplasm. Lineage: Eukaryota; Metazoa; Chordata; Aves; Passeriformes; Fringillidae. Gene Ontology annotation, molecular function: palmitoyl-(protein) hydrolase activity; carboxylic ester hydrolase activity. The record is from RefSeq and is a predicted model, not a curated record. Gene Ontology annotation, biological process: protein depalmitoylation. The transcript is spliced from 10 exons.